AAGAUGCCUGAAUCGUUCGUCCUCUCGUUCACGUCUGCAGGUGCGGUAGGUGAAUCACGGUUCCCAUCUCUCUCUCUUCCAUUGUCUAUAUAAAACCCAACCUCGCCAACCAUAUACCAAAACACCUAAACCCCUUACUUUUUCUAGUGGUCUCUUCUAACAUACGCACCAAGCACACAGGCGAAACCCUUCCUUUCGUCUCCGUUACAGGUAUCAAGAUGAAAAUAGAAGUGAAGGAGUCGACUAUGGUGCGCCCGGCGCAGGAUACGCCGCAGAGGGGGCUCUGGAAUGCCAACGUCGAUCUGGUGGUACCGAGAAUGCAUACACCGAGCGUUUACUUCUAUAGACGGAACGGAUCUUUCAAUUUCUUCGACUCCAGCGUCUUGAAGGAAGCUCUGAGUAAGGCGUUAGUGCCGUUCUAUCCCAUGGCUGCGAGGUUGAGGAGAGAUGAGGAUGGUCGGAUAGAGAUCAAUUGCAAUGGAGAGGGCGUGUUGUUUGUGGUGGCUGAGACUGGUUCGGUUAUCGAUGAUUUUGGGGAUUUUGCGCCGACGAUGGAGCUCAAGCGCCUCAUUCCUGCCGUCGAUUACUCCGGCGAUAUCUCUUCCUAUCCUCUCCUCGUGUUGCAGGUUACACGUUUCAAAUGCGGUGGUGUCUCUUUAGGUGUGGGAAUGCAGCACCACGUGGCGGACGGAAUGUCCGGUCUCCACUUCAUAAACACGUGGUCUGAUAUGGCACGUGGACUCGAUCUUACCAUCCCACCUUUCAUCGACCGGACACUCCUGCGUGCCAGGGACCCACCAACUCCCGCGUUUCACCACAUCGAGUACCAACCCUCACCUUCCAUGAAAAGCCCUCUACAAAGCACAAAAUCCCAAUCGAGUCCCGACACGACCUCCGUCGCCAUGUUCAAGAUCACCCGUGAGCAGCUUAACAUCCUCAAGGCCAAGUCUAAGGAUAAGGAAAGGGGCAACACCGCCAACUACAGCUCCUACGAGAUGCUGGCUGGACACGUGUGGCGCUGUUCAUGUAAGGCACGUGGCCUCCCGGAUGAUCAGGAGACCAAGAUGUACAUAGCUACCGAUGGACGGUCCAGAUUGCGCCCUCAGCUUCCACCUGGUUACUUCGGCAACGUCAUUUUCACUGCAACGCCGAUGGCCGUGUCCGGCGACCUCAUGAACAACCCGCUGACAACCGCUGCGGGGAAGAUCCAUGAUGCCUUGGUGCGGAUGGAUGAUGAAUACUUGAGAUCAGCCCUUGAUUACUUGCAGCUCCAGCCUGAUCUGACGGCUCUGGUUCGUGGGGCCCAUACAUUCAGGUGCCCGAAUCUUGGGAUCACGAGCUGGGUGCGAUUGCCGAUUCAUGAUGCGGAUUUCGGGUGGGGCCGGCCGAUAUUUAUGGGGCCUGGUGGGAUUGCUUACGAGGGUUUGGCUUUCGUGCUACCUAGCCCCAUCAAUGAUGGGAGCUUAUCGCUUGCCAUUUCUUUGCAAUCUGAGCAUAUGAAGAUCUUCCAGAAGAUUCUGUACGAGCUUUAAAGGAACCGAUCCGUGCCGGCCGAUCUCUCCCAGAACAUUUACGGGGAUGUUUCGGAUGGUGUAGCGAUUCUUAUGCGGUAACUGGACUCUUUUAUUUGUUUACGAUUACAAUUGUUUUUAAACUCUCUCUUAUUCCUUACCCUCUACCUGUCUUGGUACUUUAUAGGGAACAAAAAUAAUAGGAAAGUUUCAAAGAUUACAUAAUAUUAGGUUUGGGUUUAUCAAA
Messenger RNA from Macadamia integrifolia, 1758 nucleotides. Its product is annotated as shikimate O-hydroxycinnamoyltransferase-like. Gene Ontology annotation, molecular function: acyltransferase activity, transferring groups other than amino-acyl groups. The record is from RefSeq and is a predicted model, not a curated record. The transcript has 3 exons. NCBI's taxonomy places the organism in Eukaryota, Viridiplantae, Streptophyta, Magnoliopsida, Proteales, Proteaceae. Bases 219 to 1532 code for a protein of 437 amino acids.